UCCAGUUGUCUCCCAUUGCUUGGUACACGCUGGCGGCAUAUGUGUAAAAUGAAUAGAAAUAGGCGUGAAACCGUGAAUGUUUCUCCCCAAGAGCAUUUUCUGAACAAAGUUCAGACAAUGCUCAGUAAUAUUCUACGAAACGUGGAUAGCGGAAUGGGCGAGGACGACAAGGUCGCAGUCAGGGCGACUAUUGAGCAAAUCCGGACGAAUUGUCACCGCAUGCUUGGCACAAUGCAGCCUGGACUACUAGAAAAUAUUAUAUCAAACCUCACAGACGUUGUACACCAGAUAAAUGAGUCUGUUAAUGCGCCACAAGAUGUCCAAGAUACAAACAAUGGCGGGUUUCGGAUAAGACUUGGUGCGCGGGGACCACCGAAUUACCAAAUAGCUCAAGACCAAUUGCAGCUUCUACUGGAUAGGGGCUUCACAGUGAAGAGAAUCGCCGAGGAUGGUCUUCUCGGAAGCAAAAUGCACAAGUUCAGAGGAGAUAAGGGCUUAUCUUCGAACACGAGAGACACCCAUGGUUGUAAAUAGAGACAGAGUUCGUGCGAUACUAGCUGAACUGGGCCCAGUUGGCGGUGCAACACGAUGGGCUCAAGUGGUGUCUAGGAGACGCUACUCCGUCCCAGAGCCAAACUCACUAUGGCAUAUAGACAGCCAUCACUCAUUAGUGCGCUAUGGUAUUUACAUCCACGGCGGCAUCGACGGGAACAGCCGGCUGAUACCAUACCUAAAAGCUGCACCAUACAAUACUGCUAGAGCUGCCUUUGAGGCUUUCACGUUUGGGAUCAGGAGCUACGGAAUCCCCAGCAGAAUUCGGGUUGACGGAGGAGUGGAACAUGUCCUUAUUAAGAGAUUCAUGACCAUUGCGAACGGUGAUGGCCGAGGAAGUGCAAUUGCAGGAAAAUCCGUACAUAAUCAAAGGAUUGAACGAUUAUGGAGAGACGUUUUCCAAAAAGUGGUGUUUACUUUCUACCAGUGCCUUCAUGCUCUCGAGGAUUCAGGCGCCUUAAAUCUUGAUGAUCCGAAAUACAUUUUCUGUGCUCAGGCUGUUGUUCUCGCACGGCUUAAUCACUUAUUGGAGUGUUGGCGCCGUGCUAGAAACAACCAGGCCAUUAGGACAGAGCACAACCAAACUCCUGAGCAGUUGUGGAUAUCUCGGCUUGUACCUGCCCUACAUCAGUCGGAUUCCACUGCUGUAAGGAAUCUCAGGACAGACAGAGAUAUCCCUGCAUUAGUUCAGGAGGUAUUGCCAGAUGCCUACUUUGACGGGUCGGUGUUCAUCACCCCCAGAGCAUCAGAUGCUGUACCUCAUGGAGCAUUACAAGGCAUCAGGCAAUUCGACUUGUUGAGAGAGACCAAUGAUUAUGCAAUUCAGCUGUAUGGCGAAGUGUUAGAAUACAUUACAUCGCUGUGACACAAGUACAGUUGUCAAUAUUUCUCGGAAGUUAUUCAAAGUUUAUUGGCUCAAACAUUUUACAAUGUCCAUUGCCAUUAACUAAUAUGGCGGUUGUAAAUAAACAAUAUAUGAGAAAAGCAUGGUAUAAACAUAUAGAUGAUAAAGACAUAUCUAACUAACAUCAGUUGAGCUUCGGUUAAAGAUGUUUCGGUCUGAAUUUGUGUAAAUUUUGUCUGUUUACGUUGGUGAAUAUUGUCUUAAAUGUUGUUAUAUUUAAUGAAAAUUGUUACUCCGUACGAUUUUGGUGGGCCGCGAUUU
Molecule: messenger RNA, 1717 nt
Organism: Dreissena polymorpha
Lineage: Eukaryota; Metazoa; Mollusca; Bivalvia; Myida; Dreissenidae
Exons: 5
Coding region: 449-1417 (322 amino acids)
Biological process (GO): DNA integration
Molecular function (GO): nucleic acid binding
Source: RefSeq, a predicted model, not a curated record